Trichoderma gamsii is the source of this 333-nucleotide messenger RNA. RefSeq lists its product as hypothetical. The record is from RefSeq and is a predicted model, not a curated record. The transcript has a single exon. NCBI's taxonomy places the organism in Eukaryota, Fungi, Ascomycota, Sordariomycetes, Hypocreales, Hypocreaceae. The coding region runs from base 1 to 333 and encodes 110 amino acids.
AUGGCAGAUGAAGAAAACAAAGGCCAUUCAAGCCACUUCUUUGAAAACAAGACUAUAGUAAUUGCUGGGGCAGGUCAUGCAGGCUCUGUAUCUGUUGUUAGCCUCCAAAAGCUCUGGAACCCGAAGCUCAACCCGCCAACAAUCAUCAUCUACGAACACGAUGCACCUGAGAUCGAUGUUCGGAGGGAGGCUUAUACUUUGUCUCUGACGGAAUUCGACAAUUCAGGCGGCCUUGUUGUAUUGAAGAACUUCGGGUUACUUGAUCACGCGCUGGAACAUUCCAUAUAUGGGCUUGACGGAGCUGGUGCUUUCAAGAUAUGGAUUUCAAGCUGA